Dermacentor albipictus is the source of this 3159-nucleotide messenger RNA. The record is from RefSeq and is a predicted model, not a curated record. Lineage: Eukaryota; Metazoa; Arthropoda; Arachnida; Ixodida; Ixodidae.
CAGCACGCAAGUAUUGAAAUGCUAAGCGCUCACGCAAUAUAGCGCCAGCGGUGUUUACUGUAAAUGUGGUUAUUCUCGAUCACCCAUUCUAAGUAUCAAUUGUUGUUGCUUCUUUUGUGACACUCUUGAUAUAAGAUAGGAGGAAGCUUGGCGAAAGGACGAUGCGAGGAGAGAGGGCGGCGAGACCAAAGGCAGCUCCUUCGCCAGACGUGACGCUAAAGGCAUGAAAGCAAGCUGAGGUCGUCACUAUGCCUUUCAGCAGGCAUUUGUGGAUUUGGAGGAUCUUGCAAUGCAUUGUUCAGUACAGCUGAGAACAUUUAACCCCGAUAGGACACAUCAGACAACGACAGGCAGGGAUGUUUUGUCAUCUUUGUCUAGUGUGUCCCUAUCGUGGUAUUAGCUUUAUCUCAGUUGUACUCAACGCACUGCAAGACGAGCUAACGCGAAUCAGCCCGAUUUCUCUCUGUAUUCAUUUAGGCUUAGCGUCGUUAAUGCGAGUCGCACGGUGUAAUUUCGAUCGAGCCCGAUCGGAAUCGAAUGGCUCGACCGCGACUGGCUCCCUUCUGCAGCUUGUGCAAAUAAUCCAAUCGUGACAUAGAAAUUCGAUUCCCGAUCGGGCUAGAUCACGGUCGAAAGUGCCCGUAUGGCAGAUGUAUUAUGCAGGCCAUUGACUGUGUCAUAUUAGUGAAGGUGCUGAUUAGGGAUCACUGAACAUCGCGUGCAUAUACAUUAAAUUACUCAUAAGGAAAUGCCCUUGCGUGUGCUUUCUAGGAAAACUAUAUCUGGAACCUUACGUUAAUAUUUACGUUACUCAGUCUGCCUGCUUACAUUAACAUUUUGCUCGUUUAGACACUGCGUUUGGUAGACUUGCAAACAUGUUGGAAAUGCGUAGGUGGACACCGCCGGGCCAAGCUGUGUCAUUGCAUACAUGACGGCAUUUCCGAAAUCUUGCUACGGAACUGGCGUUUAGCAUGCGUUUCUAGAUGCAUGGGGCAUGAUACGUCAGUGGUUUAAUCAAAAUUUUGCCGCCAAACUUCGAGAAUGCUUAUCCUAACUUUUGGUGUGCCUGUGUGUUAUCGCGGACAACGAGAAGUAUCGGUAAAGCGCACUUCGUGUAGCGUGAGGUGUCAUCAGUAUCCGAAGUACGGCGUGAAUGUACCGAUUAAUCACACGUUGUUACAUAUUCAGCUAUACACCGAGGUAAACAAAAGCAUCUAUUGUCAGAACAAGCAGAGGGAGAAGGUCACUUUGCCCAUUCUGCUUUAUGCUCCUAACCACGGUGUUUAAAGAAGUAAUUCGUUUUUCACGUUUUUUAACAUUCCGAACGGUAAUCAGAAUAGCGACUCUGAAAAAGAAUUACGAAACCGUUAUUUUUUUUUCAUCGGUCUCAGGAGGCUUAGCUUUUGAAAAAUACUCGACUCAUUGCAUGCAAACUCGUCAAAUGUAGGCGCAUGGUUUGAUGAGGAUUAGGAGUCAGCCGAAAACUGGAGCAUACGGGCAUACCCCAAGAACCGAGAACUUCGGGUGCUAACAUAUGUCGCCCUCUUUUCCUCUUUUUCCAUGUUCGCAGGUCGGUGCAUCGCAGGCCUUGCUGUCCAGCACUAUUCUUUUAUCCCUACUCGCUCCUGCUUGUUACUAGCUGCUUGCGUUGGCUAUUCGCGUUUCUCAUAAUGCAUUCGUCAGGCUUCCUCAUAUGAUGGCAUUUGGGACUCGUGGGAUGCGCAUAUCGCAGCUUGGUGCGCAGUAUUUCGCAACGAUUCUUCUCCUCUUACUUUAUUAAUAUCUUAUUACGCGUCCUGCCAAUAAGCAAAUCGCGUUGAUGGCGGAAGCGCUGGUUCAUACGAAUCGGUGACGGAGGCCAAGAAGCGUUAGAAUGAAAAGAAUCGUUGCUAAAUACAGCCCCUGCAGCUCUUCUGACUGGCGUGUAAGUUCUUUUUUUCAUUUUCGUUCAUACGUUUAUUUCUCUCUCUCUCUCUCUCUUUCUCUCUUUCUCGUAAAGCAAAGAUACAACGCUGUUGGAGCUAUGAUAAUGACGGUACGUGGUUGUGGCCCCAGUACCAGUGCAUCGCCAACAACUCGUGCGGCGGCACACAGCAGUCGCCGGUGAACAUCGAGACGUUCAGCGCAGUGCACGACAUCGCCAUGAAGGCGCUCGAGUUCGAGGGCCACGGCGUGCCGUUAGAGAACUUCACAGUCAACAAUGACGGCCUUUCUCUGACCCUCAAGGCGGCGCCGGGGGACGUGACGGCGAGGACGGUGCGGGGCGGUCGGCUGCCGGGCAAGUUCGUGUUCCGGCACGCGCUCUUCCACUGGGGAUCCGGCUCGCGCCAGGGCUCCGAGCACCAUGUCGACGGUAUCGCCUACCCCAUGGAGUCACAGCUGGUUUAUACGAACGAGAAAUACAGCGCCGCAGAUGCCGCCAAGGAACAUGACGGUGUCGCCAUUAUUGCAACGUUAUACAGGGUUACGUUUGUGGACUUCGAAUCGGUGAAGGCGAUGCGGGCCGUCCUGGCUGCGCUGAACUCCGGCGCCCGGAGCAAACGCCGUCGACGCCGCCUCCUUCCUUGGAUGGUGCGCCGCCUCACGGGCCGUGGCGACAGCUCGUCAGGAGACGCGGACACGCACGUUCCCCGGCUGACGCUGGACAGCCUGAUGCCACCCGCGGGCCGAGACGAGUUCUACACGUACCGUGGCUCGCUCACCAUGCCUCCGUGCACAGAAUCCGUCAGUUGGACCGUCUUCAACAGGCAGGCAUUCAUCAGCGAGUCCCUGCUACAAAAGCUCCGGAGGCUCAAAGAUCGCACGGGUGUCAAGCCCCUAAUGGACAACUUCAGGCCGCCGCAGAAACUCAACGACCGCAGGAUAAUCUCCUCCUUCCCGCCUUUCUGACGCCGCGCGUUGGGCAGCUGCCCCGAGACUGAUACUCGCAUGAUACAUCACGCACGUCUUGUCCCGCUAAUGGCCUGCGCAUAUGUAUAGUGUAUGUCGAGCGAUUGCGAAUCGUAGCAUUUCCCAUUCGUGUUGCAUUCAAGUCACUUAAGCGAGGUGACUUGUCAUUCGUAGUGUGACGUUAUUCGAAAAUGACAAUUACAACUCGUAUUCAUAUGGUCAAUGCGCAGCGUAUACUUUUUAUAACAUAUUUUUGGUGGCGUCUUUUUU